CUUGAAUGAUGAUUAAAUUAAAUUAAUCAACUAUCUAUAAUACUACGUUUUAAAAAGGCCGUCACAUCUCAGCGAUAUAGACACUGAUGGCGCAUCCCAUUUAUGUAGGGGUUGAGCAGAUACAAACUGUGGAAUAUAAGGGUGAAGACAGCUUAACAUAUGGGAAUGACUGGAUCAACAUCAUUGAAUCGGAUGCCCCGCUUGAAGAAUUUCCGUGGUUCCAUGGAAAUAUUUCUUAUGAUGAAUCUGAGAAACUUAUGAAAUAUCAGGAAGGUGGAACCUUUCUCGUACGACGAAGUCAAUCACACCCAGAUUGGUUUGUUCUUGUUGUUAAAAAGUCAACGUUUGGAAAACAAGUACACCAGUUUCAAAUCCAGUACACGAAUCUUGGUGAAUAUUUUCAAAUCGAAAGGGGCGAUAAGUUUUUCUAUAGUAUACCAAAACUUAUAGAACAUUACUCUAACCAUACCAUUAUCAAUCUUGGUAUACAAUUAACCGCACCAUUAGACAAACACCAAAUGAACGAAAUGAGAAACAAUCGUGAGUCGCCUUUUUUUAGCUCACCAGAGACGAAGGUUCAGGAUAAGCAAUUACUAUCAAAGGGGGAUACUCGUCGUCCGUCGUCAUGUGUAAACAAUCAUCUUCUAUGCAAAGGAUGGGCAACGUUACGUCGACUUUGGUCUGUAGCAUCCCAGUCAAAAAAUUGCUCAUACCUUUAAACAUCUUCUACUACUAAAUAAAAUGAUGGAUGGUCAAAAAGACCAACAUUUGUUUGUAGCAUUCUUAGGUAGUCCUGUAACAAAUUUGCUAAUCUUAAUUUGAUUAGCUCUUUCUAGGGGUCUCUAGAGUUAAAGAAAGAAAAAAAAACACAUUUCCUGUAUUACAGAACUAAGUGAUGGAUGGUCACCAAACGUUGUAGCAGUCUUAGGCAGUCUUUUAUCAAGUUUGCUCAUAUUAAUUUGAUUGGCCUCUUUUAGGGGCAGUUAAAGCUAGAAAAAAGAAAUACCCAAAAUGUCUCCUCCUACAGAUUUAAUCGAUUGAUGAUCACCAAGUUUUGGCUGCAGCAUUCUUGGUUAGUAUUUUGUCAAGUUUGCUCAUAAUAAUUUGUUGACCCCUUUGAGGGCCGCUAAAGUAAAACAUAAAAACACAUGUUUACAUCAGCUCCUAAAUAAUUAUUGAUGCAUUAUCACCAAAUUUUGUCUGUAGUAUUCUUAGGUAGUGUUUUAUCAAGUUUGCUCAUAUUAAUUUUAUCGGCCCCUUUUAGGUGCCGUUAAUGCUAGAAAUAGAAAUACUCUUAAAAGUCUCCUUCACCAGAAAUAUUUGAGGGAUGAUCACCACAUUUUGACUGCAGCAUUCUUAGGAAGUAUUCUAUCAAGUUUGUUCAUAUUAAUCUGGUUGGCACCUUUAAGGGGAUGCUUAAGCUAAAAAAAGAAAAUAUUUGAACAUCAUGUCCUACUGACUUAUUGAUGGAUGAUCACCAAAUUUUGUAUGAAGCAUUCUGAGAGCGUCUUUUAUCAAGAUUGCUCAUAUUAUUUUUAUCGGCCCCUUUCAGGGGCCGCUAAAGCUUAAAUAGAAAAAAAACCAACACUUGAACAUUAUUUCCAUUAUUCCUACUGACUUAUUGAUAGAUGAUCACCAACUU
Messenger RNA from Ruditapes philippinarum (Manila clam), 1642 nucleotides. Its product is annotated as tyrosine-protein kinase csk-1-like. NCBI's taxonomy places the organism in Eukaryota, Metazoa, Mollusca, Bivalvia, Venerida, Veneridae. The coding region runs from base 87 to 719 and encodes 210 amino acids. The record is from RefSeq and is a predicted model, not a curated record. The transcript has 4 exons.